Momordica charantia (bitter melon) is the source of this 1430-nucleotide messenger RNA. NCBI's taxonomy places the organism in Eukaryota, Viridiplantae, Streptophyta, Magnoliopsida, Cucurbitales, Cucurbitaceae. The record is from RefSeq and is a predicted model, not a curated record.
CAAGUCAAAAUGAGCCAGAUGGGUCAGUCAAUUUCACCAUUUUUCCUCUUCCAUUUCGAUGCUUCUCUUUAUAAGGUCUCUAAAGGGGAUUUGGAGAAAGGCAAAUUUGGUCCGCUCUUGGAAAAAUAUGGCCAAAUUGCUCCUAUUGCUGCUCUCUUUCAUUAUUUUGGUUGCUUUUGGGGUUGCUAAUGGGGCUGAGAAGAAGGAGCAGAUUGGGGUUUUUGAGCUCAAGAAGGGAGAUGUUUCGGUGAAGUUUACCAACUGGGGUGCCACUAUUGUAUCCCUUCUGGUCCCGGACAGGCAUGGGAAGUUGGGUGAUGUUGUUCUUGGGUAUGAUUCCAUUCAGGAGUAUCAGAACGAUACGUCGUAUUUUGGUUCAAUAGUCGGACGAGUUGCUAACCGAAUUGGCGGUGCAAAAUUUAUUMUGGAUGGAGUUCUAUACAAGCUGRUUGCCAAUGAAGGAAACAAUACACUUCAUGGUGGCACUAGAGGCUUCAGUGAUGUUGUCUGGAAAGUGACCAAGUAUAAGAAAGGUGGUAGUUCUCCUGAAAUCGUUUUUUCCUAUCGCAGCUUCGACGGUGAAGAAGGUUUUCCUGGUGAUCUCUUGGUGAGUGUCAAAUACACACUCAUUGAAAACAACCAAMUGAAGAUAACAAUGAAUGCCAAAGCUCUAAACAAGCCUACUCCUGUAAAUCUAGCUCAACACACCUACUGGAAUCUUGGUGGACAUAACAGCGGCAAUAUCAUGUCGAAUCUUCUUCAGAUCUUCGGAUCUCGCAUCACUGUCGUCGAUCACGAUCUUAUUCCCACUGGAAAGUUAGCUCCCAUMAAGGGAACUCCAUACGAUUUUCUCAAGCCCCGCACGGUUGGAAGCAGAAUAGACAGGCUACCAAAAGGCUAUGACAUAAACUAUGCCCUCGACGGUGGCAGUGGGGGAGGCAGGCUGAAGAAAGCAGCAAUCGUGCACGAUAAGAAGUUGGGAAGAACGUUAGAGCUCUCGACAAACGCUCCCGGCGUGCAGUUUUACACAGGCAACUUUAUAAAGGACGUGAAGGGAAAGGGCGGGUUCGUGUACCAAGCUCAUGCCGCGCUUUGUUUGGAGACUCAAGGCUUUCCUGAUGCAGUGAAUCACCACAAUUUCCCUUCAACUAUUGUUACUCCACAGAAGCCUUACAAUCACAUUAUGCUGUUUAAGUUCUCAGCUGACAAAUAGUGUUCGUUUUAGUGUUUUUACUGAAGUGGCUCUGGAAAUAAGAUUGUCCCUUCUUUCUUAGCUUUUGAAAAGCUCUGUCUUAUCUAUUAUGAUGCCAAAUGGAAUGAAUAUUUGGGAGGUUGGAAAUAGAAGAAGAGUUAUUUUUGUUCUUCAAUGUGUAAAAUUGCCGGGGAGAAAUGAAAUAGACAUUCGAGGUUGCUGUGGACCCGUUUGGUAA